Molecule: messenger RNA, 801 nt
Organism: Adineta ricciae
Lineage: Eukaryota; Metazoa; Rotifera; Eurotatoria; Adinetida; Adinetidae
Source: the annotation of a GenBank genome assembly
AUGCGAUAUCUUUAUGUGUUAUUCUUCAUCAUUCAUCAAUGUUAUUCCGCAGGAAUUAUGGAUAAUGUGAUAUUUGCGGUGAACUGUGGUGGUGAUUCACACAUAGAUGCGAACGGCAUAAGAUAUCGAAAAGAUUUUCUCAAAAGUGGAAUUGCGUCGGAUUAUGGACGAAGUUUAAGUAUUAGUCGUGUUCCAGUUGAAGAUAUGAUCAUCUAUCAAACUGAACGAUAUGAUUUACAGAAGUUUUCGUAUGAAAUUGAACUUGCUGAUGAUGGUGACUAUGUUCUUUGGAUGAAAUUCGCUGAAGUUUGGUUCAAUGGAGCGAAUAUGAAAGUUUUUCAAAUUGUCUUAAACGACGAACAUGUUAUUCUUGAGGAAUUUGAUAUAUUUUCCAAAGCUGGUCGAGCAACUGCACAUGACGAAUAUAUUCCAUUUCAAAUAAAGAACGGUCGUCUAGUUGUUAAAUCUCGUAGUUCUUCGUACUCAGGAACUUUGAAAGUUACUUUUCAAAAACUUGAUCAUAGAGAUAAUCCCAAAGUCAAUGCACUGAUCAUUUGGAAAGGAUCGGUCGAUCAAAUACCGAAGUUAUCUGCUAUACCCGAACCGGAACAAGUUGAAGAGCCUGUACGUGAAGAAUAUGAUGAACCACCAGCGAAAGCAACGAAAGUUCAACGAAAUUUGAAAACCAGUGGACCAAAAGUGGUCGAUCCCUAUGCCGAAGAUCAAUCUAGUUACCUAAUUCCUUUCUUAGCUGCAGUAGUUGCUGUUAUUCCUGUUAUUUUUUGUUUAUGUCGUCUUUAA